ACACAUUAGCUGCUUGUGGUGAUGUCAAUCGUAAUGUUAUGUGUAGUCCAAAUCCUCAUGUUUCCGAGAUUCACGGUCAAAUGCAUGAAUUUGCUAAAAAAUUAAGUGCACACCUGUCACCUCAGACUACAGCCUAUCAUGAAAUUUGGUUGGAUGAUAAAAUUGUCUCGGGCAGGGCUGUACAAGAUUUCGAACCACUCUACGGUUCAACAUAUCUUCCACGCAAGUUCAAAAUUGCAAUUGCGGUUCCCCCUAAUAACGAUGUUGAUGUCUAUGCACAUGAUCUAGGAUUCAUUGCCAUUGCGGAAAAAGGUAAAGAUAAAUUAUUAGGUUACAAUGUAACUGUGGGAGGUGGAAUGGGAAUGACUCACAAUAACAAGAAGACAUACCCAAGACUCGGAGAACUUCUUGGUUUUUGUAAGCCCGAUCAAGCUGUCGACGUCGCAGAGAAGGUGAUGCUAGUUCAGCGCGAUUUUGGUGACCGAACUAACC
This is a messenger RNA of Acaulospora morrowiae, 492 nucleotides long. NCBI's taxonomy places the organism in Eukaryota, Fungi, Glomeromycota, Glomeromycetes, Diversisporales, Acaulosporaceae. The record is from the annotation of a GenBank genome assembly.